AUGCGUAAUAAGGGGAACUGGCUAUUGGUUCCAAAAGGAAUCUCGAAUAUACGCAAUAUGCGUUACCUUGAAAUUGUCAAUGUUGUAGAUUUUCAUUUUGUCGUACCACCACCACUUCGUGAUACGGAAAACAACCAGACUCACUAUGUUGGGAAGCUAUGGCGUAUUGACUGUCGAAUUAAGGACAAUAAUUCGUCCGAGGUUAGACUCUAUCAGAACGAUAUGCUCAGGGAACCUGACGAACGAGUGCUGACACUAAAAGAACAGGUCUUUAUGUUGUUAAGUGAAAAGCCUUCUGAUAUUGGCGAAUACACAUGCGUCAGCGAGUAUUGUAAUAUAAGUAAAACUGUUGGAAAGUUGAUUGCAGGUAUAGAACAUUUAACUAUACUUUCGUCUAGGUACUAUUGGCAGAAAUGUAUACUGUAUAUGCUACAACUGUGCAUGCUUGUUAAUUCUGGUAAAGAUAUGUAUACAGUAUAUACUGAUUGUUUCUAGUUCUGAUAAUCCGAUGGCGCACAGCAGUAUACGCUUUGUGAUAAAUUGUAAAAGUGAAUCUGACAUUAAUUUUCAGAUCGUACCGUAAAUUCUUGCAUAAACGAACCGUCGUCGCGGGCAAGGUGUUUAAUUUAAACACUUUAGUCGAACACAAAUUUAAAUAAACAACGUGAAGUUUUAGCCCUUUGUGCAAAAGUUGCUUUAUGCAUAUGCUCAUGUUUAUGCCUUACUUCUAAUACUGAAUAUCUGAGUGAUGUUUUGUAAAAUGUUAUACAGGCUUUAUUCUUUUGUGAGCGGACGGAAACGUCCAACGUAAUGAAAAUUAAGAAAUAAAAUUUUUAAAAAUCAAAGAAUGAAGUUGAGGUCAUGCGUGUAAACAGUACGCGCCAGUAAUUCUACAAGUGGUGUAUAUCAUUAUAAUAUUCCUAUAGAUACGUCAAGACGGCUUCCGACAAUUUAUCCUCUGAAUCAAAAACUGAUAGCUUCUGGCAGCAAUUAUACAACAUGCGCAUGCGAAGUGGAAGGUAUUUAUGACAUGAAAUGGUAUAGAGUGGCAAGCAAUGGUUCAGAAACCUUAUUGCAGAGUGAGGAAGAAUCGUUUUGGAAGAAUGGUUUUUGGUUCACUCGUCGCCGCCUUGAAAUAAUUAACUUCACCAUAGCUGAUGAGGAUUUGUACAUGUGUGUCACUGAAAGAUCCACAGAUAAUUACACUGCUGAAAAAGAAAUAUUUCUGGGUUAAGAGGUAAAUAAUGUAGAACUAUUGAUAUUCCAUUAGACUACGUCAAACAUAGCAACAGUUUUCUUGCAUGUUGAUUACGAUUCCUUUUUAAUUUGCAAUCGAAUAUUAUAUACAUUAUAAUAAUAACAAAUUAUCCAGAAACCUACACGAAACUAUUUUCAACGACGAUUGUAAUGCAAAUACAGGAGUAAUACGAAAUUUGUUUGGUUGGACAACGCGUUGCGAUUGAGAUCCUUAUUGCACCGCAGAUAUAUCGUUGUUGCAUCACGUUGAUAUCACAUUGACCAAAAAGUGUCAAACAGAACUGCAUGACCUAUAGCUAUAGUGAAAUGGUGAUAUAGUCGUAAUAUAUUAAAGUUAGUCCUUAAUUAUUUUUCAUUUUAGAUCCUUCAAAGGAUAUACUGGUACCAUUUCACUGGUAUUAUACUUCAUAUUCCGAAACUGAAAUUGAUGGUCACUUGUUUCAUACUAUACUGCACGUCUAUAUUUGUCAUCUACCUGUCAUUAUUAACCUCUUGGUAAUUGAACAUGUUAAAGGAAUUGUAUGGACAAGGAAUUUUACCGCGGACCAGUCACAACCACUAAAAUUAGGUAUGCCUGUGCAUUAUGUUAAAAAUAUUACGUUCGUUUUGUUUGCUAUAAAGAGAAAAUUCUAUUAUGUUCUUAUUACACUAGGCAACUUGGACUUCUAUAUACUAUAACGUUUUAACACAAUUUCAAACUAGAUGCAAUCAUGCAAGAAAGUGGAAUGAUGUUGUCACAGAGGUUACGACAUGUUGAAUAUAUUUACAAUGAAGUUAUUAAUAAACCGUACCUCCAUGUUUCACUCAUAGUAACGUAUAUGCAUGAGUAACUAAGCAAUACUCCAUCUUUCAGGUGAAAGUUUCUGACAUAUUUAUAUUGUGUGCAAACGUCCGUUGCAAGUCACAGCAAUUAAAAAUGUUCUCAAAACCAAUCUAUGUAUUAUACAAACGUUUCCCCAUUUCAUGGUAAAGAUUUGCCAUUUUUCUAUAUUACUUAGGUUUUCUAUAUGUAAUUUUAUUUUCUUAAGGUCGAAAUUCCAAUUAUGGUGUGACCUUAGAGAUGCACGUCCAUUUUGAAGGGAGAUAUAAAGACCAUUUACAUAUCACGGUACGUUAUUGUUGGUCAGUUAGGUAAGCGUAGCGAGGCAGCAGCGCAUGCAUGGUGGUCAACGUCAAACACCUUUUAUACCAAUCGUAAUCAUGAUAUUAUGUUGAAGUAUGCCUGAAGUCGUAAAAAGAAAAUUAUUCUGCUUCUGGUCAGUGGAUUUGUUCAAAAUUGACGCGGCUUUUAUUAUUUUCCCACCCAUUUUAGAAAUGGGUGGAAAUAGAUUGUAUAAAGUGUAUAGUGUUUUUACCAUUAUUUUACUAUUGAACUCACAAAAUCUGCAGGUUUAAUAGAAUAACAUGAAAACCAUUAUAAAAAUACGUUAAAUAAAAAACGUUAACGCACGGUUUAAAAUGACGUGCGCGCUAGACCAGAAACGGUAAUUUUUACGCCUAAUGCCAGUAUAAAAUAUAGAUAAUAUGCACUUUUACCGACGUUUAAAAAGUAGUUUUGCCCACAGUUUGAUCAAGGCGACGGUGAUUUUUUGAGGAAUUCAAUUAAAAUGAUAAAAAAGUUCAGCUGUUUUGAAAAUUGAAAUAAUGACCACGAUUUAAAGUGUAUUUGCAUGCGCCUUUGUCUUUAUUCAUUUGCACAUUUAUUUAUUACUCAAACUUAUGAAAAAAGUAAACUUUUCACCGUCAGAAACAAGUUUAAUAUAAUGUUCAAAUCGCUAAAUUGAUAGGCUUGCGUGGUGAGGUUAACAUCUAAAACGUCUGAUUCUUGCAUCGAAAUUAUGAAUCAAAAAUUUAAGACGACACCAAGAUGUGAAAAUAGAGGUAAGAAUUCUUAUGCAUUUCACAUGCACUUUAAUUAAUUUAUAUCCUGCAUGGAGAAAAUGUGUCAAGCAUAUGCAUCUCAUCUCCUAUACCUAUAUAAUUUCCUAUAGGCUCUAAUGUUACGUCUACAGAUAAAUUAGGGAGCAUAUUUUCUACAUUUCAUUAUCUGAUAUAAACCUUAUAAACCUGGAAAAAUACGUGCAAAUACAAUAUAUCUUCAUACAAUAUAAAUAAUCUUUAUAAAGCAAGUAUAUCUCACAUUAAAAUAGUUUAUAGCCCCCGCAGUUUUAUAGCUACAGUUGCGCUGCACUUUACAUGAGCGCGUCUUUCAGCCAUCAUAUCUAUACUGUUUCAAGAAAUACAACCAUUUCAGGAAAAGUUAUUUUAAUCCUAAUAUUUUUGGUUGUAUUGGGGAAAUAGUAUUUCCUCGGAAGGUACUUACCUGAAAGGGAGAUAAGGUUCUCCGAACUCCUUCGAAGACUGAUACGAGCAAUACUGGUGCAGUUCGCAGCGCGCGACGGCUUGGAACCCACGAUUUCAAUUAAUUCAUACGCAUGCGUACUGACAUCCUCUGAUUGAGUGGUAAGCUGAAUUGAUUAACAGACUAGGGUGGGGUGGUAUAGGUAUCUACCACCACUGGUACGGGGACCAGUAUUGCUCGUUUCAGUCUUCGAAGGAGUUCGGAGAACCAUAUCUCCCCUUCAGGUAAGUAUACCUUCCGAGAAAAUACUAUUUCUCCUUCACUCCUUCUCCGACUGAUACUCACAAUACUAGUGCAGAUUUCAAAGACAACUGUUAAUCAAUGUAAAUAUAAAAUUUUAAUCUGAAAUUAACACAAAACAAUAUCAACAACACAUUUCCAAAAGUCGUUAACUAAUGUAUCUUGGAAUGCAAACACUGAGUAAUGUCAAUGAUUUUUGUACGUCCGGGGCCAAAAUACUUUUAACGAACUUAUCCUUUGAGAUAGCCUUGUGGUAAAAUCUCUCGAACGUUGUUGCUGAAGACCAGUCAGCAGCAGCUAUGAUAUCCUCAAGAGGAACACCGUUAUCGGCAGGCAUUGAUGUUGCUGCAGCUCGCGUAGAAUGACCCGUGUGCUGAACAUCAAUACCUGCAUUGGACAAUACAGUGCGUAUCCAGCGUGAUACAGUCUGACUUCCAAUAGCCGAGUGUGGCGAGGUACACUACACGAGUAGAUGCUGGUCCUUGCGAAUACGAGCUGUUCGAUUAACGUACUGUUUCAGACUCUCAAUAACACAAAUCGUUUGGUUUUCUGGUAAGGAUGGAAGAUAAAUCUUUCUUGCUGGGUGAUUCGGCCGAGAAUUCUUUACAUGUUUAGGUAUUACAAACUCCCAACCGUUCUCCUUUUGGGAUACAUAAUCCAAGUGCUAUGCUGCGAGUUCGUAAUCCCUGGUUGAAGACGUAAGCGCCAACAGGAUGGGCGUUUUAAGAGUCAACUCUUUAAGUGAGAGGUUCUCGUUUGGUUCCAUAUUCUUUAAAUGCUCUAAUAAUGUCUCAACUGACCAGGUUACGCAUAUCUUGCGUGUUGGUGGACGAAGUUCAAAGACACCUUUCAUAAAACGGGAUAAGAGCGGAAGAGUUCCCAGUGGUUGUCCAUGGAUCAUGUAGUUGAGAUAUGCAUGAUUUGUAAACACCGACAGUUCGGUAUGAAAGCUUUCGAGUAUAAACUGUUCAGUCAAAAACUGUAAAACCUCUGCUACAGUGGCUGAAAAUGGACAUUGAUUCCGUGAGAUACACCAGCUAGUCCAAAGUCUCCAAGGACCUUCAUAUAUCUUUUUCGUUCCUUAUCUCCAGGAGGCCAUAAGGAUGUCACAAACUUGCGGUGGAAGACCUCCUGCUCGACAACGUUCCCUGAAAGUGGCCAUACCGCCAGCUUCAUUGUUCUCCACAGAGGGUGUUGCGCUUCCCGGUCGAAAGGUACACACAGACUCGUUUCCGUCAUUGGAAGAAGGGACGGGAUGUUGACCAACAUCUCCAAUAGUAGCGGAUACCAUGUCUGGCCCGGCCAGCUCGGGGCAAUGAGUAGACAGGUGCCUCGUAUAUUCUUCAGAAUGCGGGAAAGCAUUAUAAUUGGCGCACGAAUGAACGAUGUCCAUCUGUUCCAUUGCAAUGUCAUUGCAUCGACCUCCAUUGCAUCUGGGUCUGGGUGCCGGGAAACAUAGAGGGGUAGUUGAUGAUUGAGCCAAGAUGCAAACAAGUCGACUUGUGGAGUGUAAUACUUUGUGACUAUACGUGUGAAGAUCGCCAUGUCCAGAGUCCACUCUGUGCAUUCGUUGAAGUGACGAGAAGCCCAGUCCACAUUCUAUACUCCCGGAAGGUGUUGUGCUGUUAUCCAUAUUCCUUUCUGUUGAUAAACGUUCCAAAUUUCGACUGCCAAGGCUGCUAAAGUCGAAGACCUGGUUCCCCCUCUCUUGUUGACAUAUGCAACUGCUGUAGAGUUGUUCAUCUGCAGACCAAUAUGUUGUGGCAUUUUUACCUGUGUCGUCAGAAAAGACUGGAUGGCCAGAAGGGCUGUUUUCAUUUCGACAAUGUUGAUGUGUUGUCUGGAUUCUUGGAUGUUCCAUCGUCCCCCUGUCAUGAUUCCGUUGUACUGUGCUCCCCAUCCUUGAUUGGACGCGUCGGUGUAAAUGACCAGGUCGAACGCUGGUAGUGAGAUUAAACACUUGUUGAACUGAUGUAUCUGCGUCGAAAGAAAUCCACCAUUGGAGGUCGGUUAGUGAUUCUCCUGUCAGAUAGACCUUUGUCUUGUGCGAGAGACGUUUGCUCUGGUGAAUGCUGUUGAUAUGUUGCCUCUGUAGAGCACGAUAAUACAAAAGUCCCUGGGCUAGACCCAUGCACUUGGGAGCAAUGGUUCAUUCUGCCUAAUAAAGCCGAGAGUUCUUUCAGCGUCAGUCAGCGAUUCUGGAUUGCAUUCUUGCACUCUAUUUGGAGCUUUUGGAGUUUGUCGUUGGGUACAGCUUGUGUCAUCUCCCUCGAGUUGAUCAAGGAUCCCAGGAACUCUAGACACUGGGAUGGGGCUUGGGAGCAUUUCUCCUGUUUGAUGAGAAAUCCCAGACGUUGUAGUAGAUUGAUAACACUCCGAAAAAUUGACGACAGUCUUUUUGGGCUUUGGUCCAGAAUAAGCAUAUCGUCCAGAUAUAUUACAAUCCGUAUUCCUUGUGUUUGUAGCAAUACUACGAGCGGUUUUAACAGUUUUGUAAAUGUCCUGGGCGCACUGGAUAGCCCGAAUGGUAGGCAUUGGAACUCGUAUGUUAUUCCUUGGAAUACAAACCUCAGAUAUUUCUUGUGACUGUUGUGAAUCGGUACGGAAAAAUAGGCGUCUUGGAGAUCUAACUUCAUCAUGAAGUCUCCUGGUUGGAUCAGUUUGCGUACUGCUUCCAGACCUUCCAUCUUGAACUUCUGAGAUUGGACAAAGCGAUUGAGAUUCUUUAAAUUGAAAAUUGGCCUGUCCUUGGACACUUGUUUCACUAUGAACAGUGUUGAAGUGAAUUGGUUUGUCUCCUCCUGUACAGCUUUUACUGCACCUUUCGCUUGGAGUUGUAAUAUGGCUUCUUUUAUAGAAGUCAAGUCCUCUUUCGACUUUGCUUUUGUUUGUCUCUGUCUCCACUGUAUGGGUUGACGAACAAAGGGAAUUUUGUAACCUUGAACUAUGGAUAGAAUCCAGGGAUUUGAUGUAAUUAGUGUCCAGUUUGAAUAAAAUUGUUUGAUGCGGCCUGCUACAAGAUUGUCCGUUGGUUUGAUGUCUUUUAGUGUUGGUAGCUGAUAGUCGGCUGCGUUUUGCGUGGUUUCCACGUUUUGCCCAAUAGGGUUUGUUGUUGUUUGGAUUCUUUCUGAAUGAGUUGUUAUGUUGCGGUCGGGUAAAACUAGAUCGGUGGAAGGAUUGGUCACGAAAGGGCUGGUCACGAAAGGACUUGUUGGUUUGAAAACGCACUCUGAGGUUUGGUUGGUUGUGCCACUAAUUUGCGAUUGGUAUUUGCAUGAUCAUGUUCCUCUUUAAUUACAUUAUGAAAUUUCUUGGGGAACAGGUAUUUGUCAGCUGGAAUUUGGUCUUUCAGGGUACGCUUACCCACAUCCGUUAAGUAUUCUGCAAAACGUGUUUGGCGCCAAAUGUUUAGAUGACAAUGUGCAUUUCCUAGUAGCACAAUAGCAUCUUCGAUAAUAGCUUUUAUGUGGUCAAGAUCAGGACCUGAGGGCUCAUCCCCAUCUACAUCCACUUCUAUCUUCUCCAAUGCUUGUAGAGCACUGACAUGUGGUCGAACAACGGAAAUAAAGGGUGCUUGUUUGUCAGCUAGUCCUUCAUCAAAUGUGAACAAAUCUUUUGUUCGGGACAGACCAUGGACACGUUUGAUGUCCUCUUUCAUCCCUGUUUGCAUUAUGGGUGAAACUAGGAAAUCAGCUGUUCCUUUAAUGUCAGGGUAUUGUUCCAUGUCAUUUGUCCAAACUUCUUUGGACAGUUGCUUGGUAAAUGCAGAUUUGAUAAAUGAAGUUAAUUUUUCAGAAAUGGUAGCUUCUGGUGCUGGUGCAUAAUACUUGUCGGAACGACUAGAACCGACAAAAGCUGGUGGUGUGUCACCAUCAGCUACUUUGGCUCUUUUAGGUUGUGGUUGUUCCACAGCGAUAUUUUCUUGAGAACCAUUAGGCUCUGGUGUCAUAAAAGCAUUUCUUAAAAUGUCUGGUAGAGUCCUUUUUAAUGUCUCAGUGACUUUGACCUCGAUCAGAGAACUUAGUUGAUCUCUUGACACUGGAAUAUGUGUCGCUGAUGCAUCAUCAGAGCGGGUAUCCUCAAUGAGCAUAUUGUCUGGUCCUGCGAGAUGGGUACCUGCAGGAAACCAGGUCAUUCUUAAAACAUUGUAUGAAUAAUAGAUAAAAUAUUUCUUUAAAGUAUAACUAUAUACUAUCAAAUUUCCAUACGUAUUCGUCGAGCGGGUACUCUAGACGAAUAAUGCAUUUGUUUACCUGCGAGAUGGGUACCUAGGAGAUAUACUCAAAAAAUAAAGCCCAGACUUGACGAAAAUAAUCAAAAUAUUCGAUCAGGCGACGUAUAACCAUAGUAAAUGUAAACGUAUUAAACAAGAUGCAAGUUUUUACCUUAAUAUUAUGCUGCAAUAGUCAUAACCGGUAAAUCAUAUGAUGUCAGAUCUAAGGAUAUAUUAGAAGAAUUAAGAUGGCAGCCAUUGAUGGAAAGAUGGGGUAAUAAUAAGGCGAUAUUUAUGCAUAAAGUUACGAAUGGUGAAUACUUAGAAAAUAUAUCUAGCUUGUUUGUCGUUAAAAAUAAUGACAAUUAUAAUUUACGAAAUAAUAAUAUCGAUUGUAAAUUAGAAAAGCCCAAAACAAACUUUUUAAAAAAAAGCAUUAGCUAUUCAUGUGUAAAUAUUUGGAAUGAAUUACAGGUAGAACUGAAAAGCAAUUGCUUGUCAUUAAAUGCAUUUAAAACCUUGCUUCGGGACAGACCUCAACAUAAUAUAUACUUAAGUCUUAUCAUAUUAUGUGGUGUACUGUGUAAUAUGUAAUGUGUAAUGUGUAAUGUGUAAUGUGUAAUGUGUAAUGUGUAGUGUGUAAUUUGUAACUAUAUACUAAUUGUAAUUAUUAACCCAACUUUUUUUGUAAAUAUGUAUUGUGCAACGGCCCCUUGGAAAACAGCUCUUAUCUAUGCUGAAGGGCUACCGUUGCUUUUUUAAAGAAGAUUAAAUAAUAAUAAUAAUAUAAAACUUUUUUUAAAUAUAAAUACAGCUUGCGAUAUUCAGCACUUACCUUUUCAGAGGUCAUUCUUGCAUAAAAUAGAGAAAUUUGUUCCGGAUGGAUGACUUUUUUGAAGGAUUUUGAAGCGAAUUUAGUGAGUUAAACAAACCGAAGCUUGCCCACGAAAGAAGAGGAUGUCAGUACGCAUGCGUAUGAAUUAAUUAAAAUCGUGGGUUCCAAGCCGUCGCGCGCCGCGAACUGCACCAGUAUUGUGAGUAUCAGUCGGAGAAGGAGUGAAGGAGAAAUGUUGCAAUAAAGAGAAUUCUGUUUAAUUACUAAUUAAAAAUAAAUGUUUUCAAAAAAUUGUAUACAAAUUAGUGUACAUGAUCAUAAACUUCACAUCUGGGAAAUUUCGCUCAUAUUCUCACUUCGAGAACACUGAAUUCAGAUGAUGAUCAUCCUAUCUAAUUAUUUUCAAUAUAUUUUUUAACGCAGUAAAAUGUCGUCAACCAGCACCAAACUCUCUAGUGUGCCCAAGAUAUUUGAACACUUUGGAAGAACAACUCAAUGCAACGUUUAUUCUAACCCUGCGAGAUCCAUGCAAUGGAACAUUUAAUCUUCAAAUUCGGGAUGGAAGUCCACAGCCCGCCAUAAACGGUUCUUUAAUGGACAUGGCGCUUCAAAACAAAACUCAAGUCAAAAUGCUAUUAAAAGGAUAUGAUAACGAAAAUGACCAUUCCACAGUGCAAGGAAAAACAAAAUUCUCUCAAUGGUACCUCAGACUUCAGGUUGAGGCAAUCUUUUUCAAGACUUACAAAGUGAAGGUGUGACAUACUGAAUUAUUAUAAUAAUAAUAAUAAAAUCUUUAUUUAUACUGAUAAAAAAGACCGUUCAGUCAAUUGCAUAAAUUGGUUGGUAUCAGUCGGUGAUUUCGAUCAGUGUAUAACAAGUAUAUAUACAAUAACAUAAGUGCGUAACCGUGCAUAUAAAUAAGACUAUAUAUAAAGGCCCGUUUACACCUGAAAUUUCCGCUGCGAUUCCAGAUGCGACCCUCCUCCCCCGAUGCAUGCGAACGAGUAGAUGAGUAAUGAAUGUUCUGCAUGAGUAUAUGUACCUUCAUCUGAACAUUCAUAACUCAUCCACCCGGCCACACCCACAAGAAGAAAAAGACCGCACCCAAAAUCGCAGCAAAAAUUGCAAUGUAAACAGACCUUAAGAUGUCUAAAAUUACAAAUUAACUACAUGCAAUUGUGCGUAACAGCAUCCAUGUUUAGCAAGUAUUUAAACACUUCAUUCUUGAACCGCACAAGUGUUUUUAGUUCUCGUAUUUCUUUCGGUAGAGAAUUCCAAUCUCUGGCAGCCGAGAAUCUGAAUGAGGUCUCGCCACAGCUAGUUCUUACUGGCGGUAAAUCUAGUAAUGUUGGAUCUCUAAGAGAUCGACAGUGCAUUCGUGAUCGUCUUACUAGAUAGCCUAUCAACUGCUUCGGGCAAUUUAUGUUGUUUACGAUCUUAUAAACGUAUUGCAAUCUUAUAAGACGACGUUUUCCGUACAUGAGUACAUGUCUUACGGUUUGCGUGUAACACUAUCCGCAUCGCUUGAUUUUGUAGUCGUUCUAAGCUUUGGACGUUUCCCUUUCCGCAUUCAGCACAUACGACGCAUCCGUAAUCACAGAGGAAGCACAGUUUGCUUGUAGAUCUAAGAAAAUGUGAAAUUCUGUUGAGCAAUUUAUGUUUUGGAUAAACUCUUGAUUUUAUAUAAGUGAUAUGUUUAUUCCAUGUCAGGCAGUUAUCUAUAUAUAAACACCUAGGUGUUUAUAAUAUUCUGACUGUUUCAUUGGGUUUCCAUCAAGGAUAAUUUUAACUCUCUGGUAUUCUUGACAGUGUACCUCGAUUCAAUCGGCAUUGCCUCACACUUCUUGUGAUUACUGAUUAGGCCGUUCUGAUUCCACCACAUCACGAUACCUUCAAGAUCUUGGUUGACUCGUUAAUUGUUCCGCUACGUCAAUGUCUUUCGAGCUCGCAUGCAUUUCUGUAUCGUCUGCGUACAACGCCGCCUCACUAUCCUUGCACGCAUAUAUGGAUGUUAAAUAGCGUCGGCCCGAGGACUGAACCCUGCGGAACCCCGUGUGUAACCCCGUGUGAACCCUGCGUAACCCCUGAUUAUUCAUGGUUUUGCACCUACUGCGCUUACUGAAAUAUUUUCUAGUGCUUCAGUUGUCAGAUCUCAUGACUACAAUUUACGUAAUUCUGACAUGAAGCUCAAUCUUCCUUUUCCUAAAACGGAAUAUUUAAAAAAGAGUAUAAGUUUCAAUGGUGUUAAAUUGUGGAACGAUUUACCUAUUGAAGUUAGAAACGCGGAAAGCCUAGGAAUUUUUAACUCGCUUUUAUGUGCAACUAGCCUGUCACGAUCUACUAGUUUGUAAAUAUUUAACUUUGCAUAUACGUGUCUUGUUGUUUAUUAUGUGUUUUAAAUUUUUUCACCACGCCCCCCUUGGAAAUCAAUUUGUAUUGAAGGGGUUAGCGUGUUUAAAUAAAGUUUUACCUACCUUACCUACCUACCUACCUACCUACCUACCUACGCCUUCGCACGAGACAAAUUAAUUGCUUCCUUUCGUGUAGAUAACUCGUGAACCAUUUCAGUUCGUUUUCGGUCACUCCGCUUUUCGGCGAUAGUUUGCUUAUCAAGAUGUCAUGAUCUAUGAUGUCAAACACCUUUCUCAAGUCUAGGAAAGCGCAAACAACUUUCUCUCCUUUGUCUAUAGCAAACUUCCACGAGUCAACGGUAAUAAUAAGUGCUGCUGUAGUUGACGAGUUUCUGGCGUACGCAAAUUGAUGGUCACCGAUAAGAUUAUUCUCCGCUGCGAAUUCUUGUAGAUCGAGAUUGGCUAACAUUUCUUGCGCCUUUGAUAUGCAUGACAGAACGGAAAGAUUGAUAAUGAUUGUAGUUUAUCCUUUUUCCAUUAAAAAUGUCCUCACAUUGCCUUUUCUAAUUUAGCUUCUUCUGGAAAUGCCAAGUGUUGGAUUAAGUGGAAAUUUUCUUAUCAUGGAAGGAGAUUAUAUCAUGGACUGUUCGUCUCAUGGUAAUUAAAUUAGAAUUGGCAUCCCAACUUUCGAUCAUGUGUGCAGGGACGUCGCGAAGCCAUCAACAUUGAGGGGGUGUCGUCAUGUUUUGAUUCCUAGGAUUUUGACCAAGUCGUACAAAUGUUUCCCGAAAAUGUUGUCGACGGGGGCGGGGGGGAAGGGAGGAGGUAAAAAAAAUUUCCGGACUAACAUAAGCAUAGUCAAAAAAAAUUUCCGCACUAACAUAAACAUACUCAAAAAAUUUUUUCCGAACUAACAUAUUCAAAACUUUUCGAUCAAGAUAAGCAAGGCUUCCAAAUUUUCUCACCGCAAAGAUAACAAAAGCUUUAAAAUUGUUAAAAUUGCCAACCAUUUCGUAACUUUCACCUACUUCGACCAUCUUUUAUCCCAAACUUUAAUUUACCAAAUUUUUCCGAGUUUUACCUUCAAUUUUAAGCAAAUAUCAGUUCCAUUUUGACCAACUUUGACCAACGUUUGGAUUAUUGGGGGGUGAUACACCCAGCAGCGACGUCCCUGCAUGUGUGUGAACGCAUCUGCAGGUGUCAUUGCUUAGCCUCCCAAUAUCAAGUAAUAUCAAUAUCAAUAUGUUACUAUUUCCAGUUAUAAUUGCGAUACGCCAACUGGGCCUAUAUACUGAUCAGUUGGCCUGCAUGGGUCACACUAGAUUUCAGUCUCCACUUACCUGGGGAUUGUGCGAAGUACAAGCUUCAAAUUUCAGGCCCGACGUUGACGUGGGCAGUGGAAUUGUUAUGAAGUGCAUAACAUCAGAAGCACAAAGAAUCCAAGAUGGUGGACAACACAUGUACAUGGUCUUCAGUCAAUAUCCGAUAAAUUUAAUCUGUAGCUACAGGGAUUUUAUACAUGCAUGAUUGUAAAAGUUCGUUCAAAUGAAGCAAACUAACUUUUUUGUCAUAUCCGUUAAAGCCCGUUUUGUUCGCGCGAAGCGACUUUGUCGGCAUUGCUAUCCUGACACGAUAAGCGAUGCCGACAAAGGAACAAGUAAUUUAGAUACAUCAUUGAGUAGAAUUCCCAAAGUAUGCGGUCAACAUUUUUCAAGGAAGGUGGGUGAGUUGAUGUCCUUUUGUGGUUGCCCGUAGCGCAUUUGCUGCACCACCAUUGGAUAUUAAUUUAUUGCAUGAUUACCCUCUCUUAUUAUAUUCAAAUUUUUAAAUAAAGAGGAAAGCAAAGUUAUUUGGAUGCGAGAAUUUGAAAUAAUUUUAUUUCAAACUCAAAGAUCAAGGCCGAUAAACGGCAGUUUAGUUUUAAUCUUGAACUGUCUUGACUUUGCCAGUGUAGGUAUAGUGCCAAUCAAAUGAACAAGCUCUCGUUGGCAGGGAUGCAACAACUUUAAAAUAUAUAAGGAGAAUUUCGACGUUUCGAGCGAAGGUUCUUCGUCCGGAGUUACUAAGGGCCUUCGCUCGAAACGUCGAAAUUGUCCUUAUAUAUUUUCAGGUAGUUGCAUCCUUAAACAAACUUAGCAAUCACAUCCUGUUAAUGCUUUAAGGCGAUGCCCUACAUUUUCUGCAUGGACGUACGGGAAGGAAAAAAUUAGGGGGGCGGAGAGAAAUUUGCCCGACUUUUUCGGAUUGUGCCCGAGUUGUCAAAAAAAAUUUUCCGGAGAAACUUUCCAAAAUUGUUGUCGACGAGGGGGGGAGGAGUGAUUACGAAAAAUUUCUAUUAGAUAACAUAUUUCCCACAAAAUUGACAGAUUUGUCCCAUUUAUUUUUAUAAUAAGCCAAUAUUGCCCUACUGUGAAGCGAAUAUUGCCCAGUAGGCCCAUGAUUUUCUGAUCGGUACCCUUCCAGAAAUCAACGUUGUACGCGCUCCUGCCUGUACAAAAGCAGCAAAACAGUACUACGCCUUGCAAAAAAAACCCGAAAACCGUGUUUCUGAUUCAGUUGAAUUUAGUUCAGGCCAUGCUAUCUCUUUAAAAAACCUUUUUCAGGUAACAUUACGAGACACUGGACCGCGAAUUCUACGCAAUGUUUCUAGGAUCUAUAUCCUGCAUUAUAGGCUAUGUUUACAUUGUAUCGGAUCAGUUUUUGCUUCGUUCACGAAACGUUGCGGCCCAAGUCUAAACAGCUUCCGCCCUCGCCCAUCUAAAUACAAAAAUAUUAUAAGUAAGCAAGCUAUACCCGCAAAUAAGAUUAGAAUAGUAAGUCUUUGUUUCCCAGAUGCCAUCUUGAGUCACGCAUUGAACCGAAAAUUGCUCCGAUUUGUGACAUUAAUACAAUGAGAGCGUUGCAAAAACCGAUCCGAUACAUCGCGCACCACUUCGAAGAGCGAACCGCCGCACCAACGGUUCGUUGCAGAAAUUGAGACGAUAACAACAUUUCAUAUGUAAACAGAAGCCCUAUCCGGUACGGUUUUUGCGUCGGACGCAAAGUGAUCCGAUACAAUGUAAACAUAGCCUUAGACAGGCUCUAUGAAUAUAUUGCAAUUGCUCUUGUUCUAGAUGAAUCAGGAAACGAAAGGUCAAAGAUUAUUAUUGCGAUAUGCAGUGCCCUUGUUGUAUUUGGCUUAUUAACAUUUGCUGCUGUACUCUACCUGUACAGAAAGUUCAAAGGAAGGCUACGGGAUGAACGUCUACUCGAUUCAAUGGAAGUAGAACCAGAAGUGUAUAAUUUGUAAUUUGGUCUUCAAGCGUGGUAGUAGUAUACAGGGGAUUUAAUUAAGAUAGGCUGGGUAGCUCGUUAGGCAUAAUGAAUAGAGAUAGAAUUCAACCUUAUCAUUGCACUGUGAAACGUUCGUUUUAACAUAACAAUUACUUCGCUAAAUUUUCACUAAACCUACGCAUGUUAUUUUAUGGAACGAUCCAAAACUGAUGCAAUUUUCACGUCUUGUGACAACGCGAGUUUGCAUAGUAACAAUUAAUUCCAGAGAAGAAGCAGAUUACCUAAUAUUGAUACCACUCCAUGAUACCCAAACACACAUUGAUAGAGCUAUAGGAGUAUGAAAAACGUAUCCAACCCAUACAUAAAAACUGUAAAAUCGUUACCAGACCUGGAAAAAGAGUUUAUCGUCAAAAGUGCCUAAAUUUAAAAACUUUUUGACCGUACUUAUUUGACCGUACUUAUUAUGUACAUGCAACAACCGUACACUUGACUGUAAGCUAUUUAUGUUACCCAUCUCUAAUGACAGACAAGACUCCCCCAUAUCGUAUGUGGUUAAAAUUGAAAAUGUCCUUCAAUCUUUUUGCGGAUGUUCCGCAUAUGGAUCCAGGAUCCCGAGAACACACUUUUCCCUUGCAGGUCAGGGGCGGGCUGUACGAAGGUCGGAUAGAGCCAGUGGAUAGAGCUAUCCACCAGGUAGCAAUUUUUUCAAGCUUUCUAAAUUUAGCCCGGUGAUUAGUGG
Paramuricea clavata is the source of this 15270-nucleotide messenger RNA. The record is from the annotation of a GenBank genome assembly. NCBI's taxonomy places the organism in Eukaryota, Metazoa, Cnidaria, Anthozoa, Malacalcyonacea, Plexauridae.